Messenger RNA from Dicentrarchus labrax (European seabass), 1599 nucleotides. RefSeq names its product isopentenyl-diphosphate delta isomerase 1 (gene idi1). Lineage: Eukaryota; Metazoa; Chordata; Actinopteri; Moronidae. Bases 4 to 987 code for a protein of 327 amino acids. Gene Ontology annotation, biological process: isopentenyl diphosphate biosynthetic process; isoprenoid biosynthetic process. Gene Ontology annotation, cellular component: cytoplasm. The transcript is spliced from 7 exons. The record is from RefSeq and is a predicted model, not a curated record. Gene Ontology annotation, molecular function: isopentenyl-diphosphate delta-isomerase activity.
CCAAUGAAAACUCGUGACCUCAGAGGGAGGGAGUGGAGUGACCACAGCGUUCAGCUCUACAACGUCGUCGCAGAAUACGUUAACACACGUGGUUUAUCUACCGGAAACAGGAACACUGUUUUUGCGAUGGUGCGGGGCCUGUGGGCGGUGCUCCGGAUGGUGUCCUGCGAGGGAGCAGCUGGUCUGAAAUCAAACGUACCUCGGCGAGCUGCUGCACCGUGGAAGAGACCUACCUGCUCCCCUACCACCGCCUGCUGCAGAGCCAUAUCCAGUGAGGUGAGACACCUACAGACCACGGUCAGAAUGCCUGAGAUAACCACCGAUCACCUGGACGAGAAGCAGGUCCAGCUGCUGGCUGAGAUGUGCAUCCUCAUUGAUGAGAACGACCACAAAAUUGGAGCGGACACCAAGAAAAACUGCCACCUCAACGCCAACAUCGACAAAGGUUUAUUACACAGAGCUUUCAGCGUCUUCAUUUUCAACAGUGAAGAGAAGCUGCUCUUACAACAGAGGUCGGACGCCAAAAUCACUUUUCCAGGCUGUUUCACAAACACAUGCUGCAGUCAUCCUCUGCACACAGACAGCGAGCUGGAGGAGAAGGAUGCAAUAGGAGUGAGGAGAGCUGCUCAGAGGAGACUUGAAGCUGAACUGGGUAUCCCCAUGGACCAGGUGACACCAGAUGAAAUGACUUACCUGACACGGAUCCACUACAAAGCCCAGUCAGAUGGCGUGUGGGGAGAACAUGAGAUUGACUACAUCCUCUUUAUGCAGAAGAAUGUGGAGUUGAAUCCGGAUCCCAACGAGAUUAAAAGCCACUGUUACGUGAGCAAGGAGGAGCUGAAGGAGAUGUUAGAGAAGGCCAAGCGCAAGGAGCUGGAGAUCACGCCCUGGUUCAGCCUCAUCGCAGAGACCUUCCUCUUCAAGUGGUGGGACAACCUGCAGAACCUCAAGCAGUUCAUGGAUCACAACAACAUCCACCGCAUGUAACCACAGCCAGGAUCAGGCUCUGCCUCCAGUCAUGUCAAACCUUUGGUUGUACUUGCCUGACACACAAAGCUGAGCUGCUAGAGACCCCUGACCCUCUGAUGUGCAAUAAGAACCAUCACUGGCUACUUCAGUCAAGGUAGCAGGAAGUGUACGACAUCUACACCUGAAGAGGAAGCAGAGGAUGUUUGUCUUUCUUAACAUAAGGGGUGAAUAGGUUCACAGUAGGUUUGUAGCUCUGAGGCGUAUUCGUCUACAUGAGGUGAUGCAUGUAGGGCUGGUAGACUGACUCUUAGUGGUAUUUAGAAAAAAAUGUAUGUCAGGUAAUCAAUUCUGAUUUGCUGCACACUCGAUUAACAGACUGAACAGAAGAUGUUUACCAUCUUAUUUUAUUAGGUUAGAACAAUGCAGCGUUACCACGGACACCUCCACGAAGAGAAUAGCCUAUUUUUAUAUGAUAUAUAUAAGUGCCUGAGUACAGGUCGUUAGGUUGAGAUGGAUGUCUCCAAGCACUGAUGUGAUUUCACAACAACAACCAUCACUCUGUAUAUUGUUGAUACUGGUGAAUAAGCUGUAUCUUUAUACCCUUUUACACAAUAAAGUGUUUGAUUGUGA